This is a messenger RNA of Strongylus vulgaris, 705 nucleotides long. The record is from the annotation of a GenBank genome assembly. NCBI's taxonomy places the organism in Eukaryota, Metazoa, Nematoda, Chromadorea, Rhabditida, Strongylidae.
AUGGCUCAACCCAAGGAACAAGUCGCAGAGCAACCUCAAGAUGGAAGUAAUAGGGAGCAACCUAAACGGCAAGAAUCAGAUGAGGCUACAUCAUACAGCGGAGCUUCAACGUCUCGCCUAGUUUCCACUCCCGUUGAGAAAUGCGCAUCGGAAAGCAGCCGCAAUGAAUCCGAAAAGGCAGUGAAGUUGGUAUCUCCGUCUUCGGAACAAGCAGCUGUCCAAUCUACUACUCCUAAGGAUAACCAAGAAACAGUAGGACACGGCAUGCUGCAGAGAGCAUUUCGUGGGCUGAUCCGUAAACGUGAGGGUGAACUGGUUCGAAGAAUUGUACCAGAACAACCAGCUCCUGCUGCUCCUGCUGCUCCUGCUCCGAGAGCAGAACCAGUUGUUUAUGUAGAGAAGAAGGGCUUUCUCUCUGGUUUGACAGUAGCUGAAGCUGUGUUUGCAUUCAACUUUGCCGAUGAGGAAGCUCCUGUAUUGACACAAGAAUUGCUCGUCUACUGGCGUAUUUGCAGCGUCAUUCGAGCUGUGUGCGCCAGUGCAGCUUGGUUAUUACUGGCGCUAAGGCCAGAUUGUAAUGUGCUUGGAGAUACAAUUAAAAAGACAGCCGUUGCCGAAAUGCUGCAACGCAACAAUGACCUUCUGGAGGAAGUUCCAUAUGAGUACAAAGGGCAAUUGGCAAGGAUGCUUGGCCUUCAACAAUAA